UGCCUUCCUGUGCCACUGACUCUUGAUUCCAUGGACACAGCCCCAGUCCUGAUGGGCUCCCUUCAGCACUGCCCUUGCCAGCUGCCUAAGAUGGGUGACACCUGGUCCCAGCUGCCCUGGCCUGGGCCCACCCAUCCAGCUUUGCUGCUUGUCUCCCUCCUCUUGGCAGCUGGGGUGAUGCACUCGGAUGCUGGCACCAGCUGCCCUGUCCUUUGCACGUGCCAUAACAAGGUGGUAGAUUGCAGCAGCCAACGGCUAUUCUCCGUGCCCCCAGACCUGCCCAUGGACACUCGCAACCUCAGCCUGGCCCACAACCGCAUCACCGCCGUGCCGCCUGGGUACCUCACAUGCUACAUGGAGCUCCAGGUGCUGGAUUUGCGCAACAACUCCUUGAUCGGACUGCCCCCGGGCCUCUUCCUCCAUGCCAAGCGCUUGGCACACCUGGAUCUGAGCUACAACAACCUCAGCCAUGUGCCUGCUGACAUGUUCCAGGAAGCCCACGGUCUGGUGCACAUCGACCUGAGCCACAACCCGUGGCUGCGCAGGGUGCAUCCGCAGGCCUUCCAGGGGCUGAUGCAACUCCGAGACCUGGACCUAAGCUACGGGGGCCUGGCCUUCCUCAGCCUCGAGGCCCUUGAGGGCCUGCCAGGGCUGGUGACCCUGCAGAUCGGUGGCAACCCCUGGGUGUGUGGCUGCACCAUAGAGCCUCUGCUGAAGUGGCUGCGGAACCGGAUCCAGCGCUGCACGUCAGAUUCUCAGCUGGCUGAAUGUCGGGGCCCCCCUGAAGUUGAGGGCGCCCCACUCUUCUCCCUCACUGAGGAGAGCUUCAAGGCCUGCCACCUGACCCUGACCCUGGAUGAUUAUCUUUUCAUUGCAUUCGUGGGCUUUGUGGUCUCCAUCGCAUCCGUGGCCACCAACUUCCUCCUGGGUAUCACAGCCAACUGCUGCCAUCGUUGGAGCAAAGCCAGUGAAGAGGAAGAGAUUUGA
This is a messenger RNA of Pteronotus mesoamericanus, 987 nucleotides long. It is a transcript of the gene LRRC55, whose product is annotated as leucine rich repeat containing 55. Gene Ontology annotation, cellular component: voltage-gated potassium channel complex. The coding region runs from base 31 to 987 and encodes 318 amino acids. The transcript has 2 exons. Gene Ontology annotation, molecular function: potassium channel activator activity; transmembrane transporter binding; voltage-gated potassium channel activity. Lineage: Eukaryota; Metazoa; Chordata; Mammalia; Chiroptera; Mormoopidae. The record is from RefSeq and is a predicted model, not a curated record.